GCCAUAUUUCCCACAAUUCCGCACUACGUGUAUAAGAACUUUCGUCAAUCUGCGCCCGAUUCUGCAGAAGUCUGUGCAGUUUGCGUUCGCUGUUUUACGAGAAGAACUGUGUCUUCAGGUAAGAGAUGGCGGAAGUGAUGCACAUGAUUGACAGCGAGGUCUUCCUGGCCUUCUCCACGUACGCCACCAUCGUCAUCCUCAAGAUGAUGUUCAUGGCUCCGUUGACGGCCUUCUAUCGCUUUUCUAGAAUGGCGUUCGCCAACCCAGAGGACACGGGGAUCGGGAAGACCCCAGAGGAGAGGAAGAAGAUGCUGCGCAGCGACGUGGAUGUGGAGAGAGUCAGGAGGUGCCAUCUGAACGACAUGGAGAACAUCAUCCCCUUCGUGCUGGUGGGUCUGCUGUACUCCCUGACCGGGCCGAACCUGGCCUCCGCCCUCCUGUACUUCCGGGUCUUCGUGGGGUCCCGCUUCUGCCACACGGUGUCCUACGUGCUGCCCCUCCCACAGCCCUGCAGAGCCUUCUCCUGGUUGGCCGGCGUGGUCGUCAUUCUCACGAUGGCCUAUCGGGUGCUCAGUACCGCGCUGUACCUGUAGGGGGCGCCUGAGGGCGCGCUACGCCUUCGGCCGACCCUCGCGCCGAAUUAUACGUUCACGUCUUCAUUGAAUUUUAACAAAUUAAUGUGUUUUUAGUUCACAGGAUGCACUGAACAACACUUGGGGCUUUUCUCGUUCUGUACCUGCACAUAUAUUCCAGUUUUCCUUCAUUUAUACCACUUUUAUUGUCAGGGGAAUAUAA
This is a messenger RNA of Conger conger (European conger), 795 nucleotides long. Its product is annotated as microsomal glutathione S-transferase 1-like. Bases 126 to 593 code for a protein of 155 amino acids. NCBI's taxonomy places the organism in Eukaryota, Metazoa, Chordata, Actinopteri, Anguilliformes, Congridae. The record is from RefSeq and is a predicted model, not a curated record. The transcript has 4 exons. Gene Ontology annotation, molecular function: glutathione transferase activity. Gene Ontology annotation, cellular component: mitochondrion; membrane.